This is a messenger RNA of Conger conger (European conger), 1811 nucleotides long. RefSeq lists its product as uncharacterized. Gene Ontology annotation, molecular function: transmembrane transporter activity. NCBI's taxonomy places the organism in Eukaryota, Metazoa, Chordata, Actinopteri, Anguilliformes, Congridae. Gene Ontology annotation, cellular component: membrane. Gene Ontology annotation, biological process: transmembrane transport. The transcript has 7 exons. Bases 272 to 1627 code for a protein of 451 amino acids. The record is from RefSeq and is a predicted model, not a curated record.
UGUCGAUAAACUUUUUUUCUCUUGUAGUUUGACUUGGGUGAAAUGGCACUUAGCUAACGAGGAAGUGUACUGUCGUGAAAGCUGGUCUGAUUUGUUGUCAAGUUGUAGCAGUGUGACUUCAAAAUCAGGAAGUGUAUAGGUUCAUACAGAAGUAUUGCUUUGCACUUUAAGUUUUGGGCUGCUGACUAUCAUGUGACCUAGGUUGACCUGGUUCGAAUUAUUCACUCCUUUUCUAUCCUUACUUGUCAUUGCAACGGCUAGGUUCGUGAAAAUGCCUGGGUUGAGAGAAAGGCUAAGAGGGAUUUUCGCUGUGGAGCCCGUUCUUUUCUUCUUCAUGACGAGUACUUUCAUUGUUUUCCCAGCAUUUCAGCAGCUUGUCAUCGCCAAGGUGUGCAAUGAGAUGUUCCCAACAAACACGACGGUCUGCGACAAUCCCAGACGAUUGAAUGGGAACGCUGAAAUUCAGAGACGGUCCUCCUUCAUUAUCUUGGCCUAUUCUGGAACCCUCAGCCUGGUGUCCAUCCCUCCAGCCUUAAUGCUGGGCUCCUGGUCUGACCAAGGGGGCCGCAGGUUGGGCAUGGUCCUGCCCAGCCUGCUGGCCCUGGUUGGCAAUUGCAUCUUCAUCGCCAUGGCGGUAGUGGAAAGCGCUAGCGUGUACUGGUGCGUGGCGGUUGCCCUGGUGACGGGGAUCUCGGGAUGUCACGUCUCCGUGUUCCUCAGCUGCUUCAGCUACGUGGCUGACGUCGCUGAUGCCAGCAGCCGCACCCGACGGUUAGCCCUGGCCGAGUCCAUGGUCUUCAUCGGUGGGACAGUGGGGUUCCUCCUCAGCGGGUACCUCCUGCAAAACUAUAAGUUUCUGGUGACAUUUUCGGUAUGCAGCACAUUCCAUCUCAUCAGUAUCCUGUACGUCCUGCUGUGUCUGCCGAGCCCUGACCUGAAUACGCUAGCCGAGGGACAGGAAGAGGAGGAUGGGCCAUCCCUCCUGAUGCAUGUUGGGCGCUCCUUCAGGGUCAUGCUCAAAAAUCGACCAGACAACGGGAAGCAGAAGCUUUACUUCCUGGUGAUCUGCACCUUCCUGAACAACGUGAUUGUCAUAGGUGAACAGUCUAUCUUACUCCUCUAUCUGACAUAUAAACCAAGAGAAUUCACCACAGAGAUGUACGGUGUGUUCAACUCUACACGGAUGCUGUUGUUAGGAUUUUCCUUGAUGGGGAUCUUUCCACUGCUGUUGCGAUACUUCGGAGAGAUGACGCUGGCCAAAAUGAGUGCAUUCUUCAGGACAGCGUCAUAUGUUCUAAUGGCAUUUUCCACAAACACAUGGAUGGUAUUCCUGGUGGCUGUGGUGGGGGCACCGUCUGGAAUCCCUCAGGCCGUGAUCCGAUCUCUGUCUUCUGCUAUCGUCGACCUCAAUGAGCAAGGUGCCAUGUUUUCCUUUAUGGCUUCGAUGGAGGCAUUGUGCAUCAUUGUUUCUGCGGUGCUGUUCAAUGGCAUAUACCCUCUGACCUUGACAUCAUUCCCUGGGAUGGUCUUCAUCGUGAUGGCAGGAUUUGCCUUCAUUUCUCUGAUCUUCAUACAGUGGAUCAGUGAAAUGCCCACCACCCAGCCUCUCCAGAGCGACCAAGACUGAACGGCUCCAGUGGCUGAGGAUACAGCCGGGAGAGGGAAGCUGUAUGAACUUCAUUAUGAGCCAUGCUACAUCCACCUGUUAAUAAUGUCUGUUACCGAUCAAAAGCGUUCUCAACUGUAGAAUCCACAAUAACCACAAUAAGUUAUGAAAUGUUUUAAAUAUUAAAAAUUAAUGUUUAAAGGAA